AAUACAUUCUACUUGUUGUUUCCAAGUUUCUUAUUCAUAUUACAUUAUGGCCAGCCUUAGUAGAAGUUGGUAGCUGCACCUCUUUGCUAUCGUGAUGAUACCGGUAGCUGUCAGCACAGAUAUAACCAUUUCUUAGACUAUUGAAUUCCAACUCUGAGCUCCUCCUACUCUAAAACUAUUGUGUGGACGGUCUCUCCUCCCUUCGGAGGUAUUACCAGCUAUUCUGUAGGAGCAGAAAUGACGAGCAAGUAGUGCCACAACAAUACAAAAUGUGACUUGUCGUAUGAUGGUCGGUCCACCUGACUUGGUGUGCGCCUUGUAAUGAGCAACCUUUGUUAUAUCAUAGCAUAGUCGCCUAUGAGGGCAUCUAUCAUGGCGGUGGCAUCAACGAAGAAAAAGAGAGUCUUUGUUGACAGGGUAACAUGUGGAAUAAAGGUGAAACAGAUUGCUUUUAUGGGGAUUAUAUGUACAAUUAUGUUUUUAAUUGUGUAUAGGACCACUAACUAUCAGUAUCAACAGACAGAGAUGGAGUCGAAAUCGGAUCCAUUUUAUUCUUCAAAGGAUUCUGAUGUAGAUAUUACACGUUUGAACAGUUUGCCUCGUGGUAUUAUCCAAGCAAGUUCGGAUCUAGAGUUAAAGCCUCUAUGGUCUACAAGUAAUUCAAAGUCCAAGGGUAGUGUUUCUAGUUCUCGUAACCUGUUGGCAAUGGCAGUUGGUAUUAAACAAAAGAAAAAUGUUGAUACUCUUGUCCAAAAGUUUCUUUCAGAGAAUUUUACAAUCAUCUUGUUUCACUAUGAUGGACAUGUUGAUGGCUGGUGGGACCUCCAAUGGAGUAAAGAAGCCGUUCAUAUUGCUGCAAACAACCAAACUAAAUGGUGGUUUGCAAAGCGGUUCUUACAUCCUGCUGCUGUUUCCAUAUACGAUUACAUUUUCCUUUGGGAUGAAGAUUUGGGCGUGAAGAAUUUCCAUCCUGGAAGGUACCUUGAAAUCGUGAAAUCAGAAGGACUUGAGAUUUCCCAGCCAGCUUUGGACCGGAACUCAACUGAAAUACAUCAUAGAAUCACAAUAAGAAGAAAGAGAAAAAGGUUCCACAGACGAGUGUAUGAUAGCAGAGGUAGUACAAAAUGCUCAGGUGAAAGCGAAGGUCCUCCAUGCAGUGGAUUUGUGGAAGGGAUGGCUCCAGUCUUUUCAAUAGCCGCUUGGGUGUGUGCUUGGCAUCUUAUACAGAAUGAUCUUGUUCAUGGAUGGGGAAUGGACAUGAAACUUGGUUAUUGUGCACAGGGGGACCGAACCAAAAAAGUCGGAGUAGUUGAUAGUGAAUAUAUUGUCCACCAGAGCAUUCAAACAUUAGGAGGGCCAUCUCUGAAGAAGCGUUCAGAUCUUGAAGAGUCUACAAAGAGACACGUUGUUGACGUGCGAUCUGAGAUUCGACGACAGUCGAUGUAUGAGCUACAAAUAUUUAAGGAUCGGUGGGAACGAGCUGUAGAGGAAGACAAGAACUGGGUGGAUCCAGUUGAAGCGAUCAGCCGAAGACGUAAACGACAACGCAAACAAAUACCGAAAUUACAGGUUAAGCUAAGAUAACGUUUUACUGAUAAUCAUAGAUGCAUACAAUGUCUUGAUCAAAGACUAUAAUACGAGGCUAUACACUGAACCCGAGUGUAUGUCAAUACUUUUCGCCGUGUCAUUUCCGACUCCCACGAACACGCAGUUGCAAGGGAACUAGUAAAUUGUUACCGUAUAGGCCUAUUGAAUUUCCAUAAUUAGUUCAUUGUUUUGGUGGUUGUGGCAACUCCGUUUUGCCUGAACGAUUGCAGGCGAUGUUCGUUA
Solanum tuberosum (potato) is the source of this 1830-nucleotide messenger RNA. RefSeq lists its product as uncharacterized. The transcript is spliced from 16 exons. The coding region runs from base 358 to 1584 and encodes 408 amino acids. The record is from RefSeq and is a predicted model, not a curated record. NCBI's taxonomy places the organism in Eukaryota, Viridiplantae, Streptophyta, Magnoliopsida, Solanales, Solanaceae.